AUGUCUCAAAAGAAAUAUAAAAACCUUUCUGAAAAAGUAAAGGGGGUUGAAGAAUUGCAAGAACAUAUAAAUCAACUUGAACUUAUGUUAGAACACGCCUUAAAAAACCCACCUUUCGCUAAUUUCUUUAUUGAUAAAAUGAGACACAUCUGUAUUAUAUAUAUUGCAACACAUCAAGAAAAACGAAAGCCAUUUACAGAUCCAGAAGAGUAUUAG
Molecule: messenger RNA, 216 nt
Organism: Funneliformis caledonium
Lineage: Eukaryota; Fungi; Glomeromycota; Glomeromycetes; Glomerales; Glomeraceae
Source: the annotation of a GenBank genome assembly